AGAGAGCUCUCAACAAAUGUAUGUGAGUGUGUGGCAGUACAUGGGUGUCAGAAUAUCCUUUUGAUAAAAGGGGGUUUUCAUAUUUUGUUUUGGUUUUAUUUAUCUCAAUAUGCAUUUCCAAAUUAAAAAAAAAAAAAUCAAUGUUACAUAAUUUUGAUCUAUUUGUACUGAUUUACUGCUAAGCUUGGGGGGAAAAAAACAGGCCAGUGUAGCUUCUAUUACAAAGAGAAAGGCAUGUCUUUCAGCCAGUUUCAGAGCCAAACCAGCACAUCAACCCGUAGAUGUGUGGCCAGUAUCCUUAUCCACAGCAUACCAGCUAUUCACAGGUACUGAGCUUGAAGGACAGCUCAUUCACAAAACGUUUGCAUUACCAGUUUUUUUACUUUCAAAAGUGUAUUACACUGGACUAAUACAUACAGUCAAUCAUUUAGACUACAUUAUUAAAAUAAUUAAAUUCUUAUGACUAAGCUUUAAAGAAUUGUGACAUUUUUUAAUUCUCCUUUUUUCCUUUUGAACUCCUGAGUAAGUCCUUGCCUCCUUUGACACAGGUCAGUCUGACCCAGCUAAUUAAUUUCCCUUUGAAAAGCCUCCUGAGUUGAUGAAUUGGACAGUGGGGUUUCUCUGGGUGCAACAAAGCUAAAUGUGAAGUAAGCCCAUCUAAAACCUAAUGUAGAGUGCAACCAGUGAAAGACCUGCAGGUUCUUCAUUCUUGUGAAUAAAAAAACACCUUCUUUGUUCAGUCUGAAGCUGCUUUGUGGUCCAGACGUGCACUGCUGUGUCUCAGAUUCAGUCCUCUGCUAUAGCGCUUGUAACCCUGAAGUGACUGUCUCUCCAGGCAACCGUUAAAGUGAAAGCUCAACCAGUGGAUUUACAAACACUUGAAUCACUGCGAUUUAUUUGCACAAAGGAUGUUGGUCACCUUUAAAACCAGUGGUGGAAGUACUGCACCUCUUUAAAUUGUACUCUAGGUUGUGCAGAAGCAGGAGAGGAACGAAAUCUGCAGGCGAACUGCAGUCACAGUGCGUGUGCUCCGUUGUGCGUACCUGGCGAGGGUUACACAGAGGAUGCUGCCAGUAGAGAAGCUCACCAUUGGCCCCAUGGUGGUUGAUACGGCAUCUGAAGUCACAGCCCUUCUGCUCUUUCUGCUGCUCUUGUUGCUACUUUUCACCACCUGGAGACAAAGAAAACACCCACAAGUUCCAGGUCCUUCCUUCUUAGCAGGACUUGGUCCAAUUCUCUCCUACAGCAGAUUCAUCUGGACUGGGAUUGGAACAGCGUGCAACUACUACAACAACAAAUAUGGUAGCAUUGUGCGGGUGUGGAUUAGUGGAGAGGAGACCCUGAUUAAGCAGGCAAGUGUUUUUGAGAUUAAACUGAAUUUGUUUUGCAGUAAACGUUCUGGCAGGAUAAAUGUAAGGCCUGGUUUCUUCUGCAGGUCCUCUGAAGUGUACCAUGUUUUGAGAAGUGCCCACUACACCGCCAGAUUUGGCAGCAAGAAAGGACUUCAGUGUAUUGGCAUGUACGGAAAUGGUAUCAUUUUCAAUAGUGAUGUCCCGCUUUGGAAAAAAGUGAGGACAUAUUUUUCUAAAGCUCUGACUGGACCCGGCCUGCAGAGGACUGUGGGAAUCUGUGUGAGCUCCACAGCCAAACACCUGGACAGCCUGCAGGAUAUGACUGAUCCCUCUGGACAUGUGGAUGCUCUCAAUCUCCUGAGAGCCAUUGUGUUGGACAUCUCCAACAGGAUGUUCCUCAGGCUGCCACUAAACGAGAAAGACUUAUUGAUGGUAAUUCACAACUACUUUGAGACCUGGCAAACAGUUCUAAUAAAGCCCGAUUUAUUCUUCAAGGUGGGAUGGCUGUACAACAAGCAUAAGAGAGCAGCCCAAGAACUGCAAGGUGUGAUGGAGCGCCUGCUUGAAAUUAAGAGAAAGAUGAUUAAAGAAGCUGAGAAACUGGAUGAUGAUCUUGACUUUGCAACAGAGCUCAUCUUCGCUCAGAAUCAUGGAGAGCUUUCAGCAGAUAACGUCAGGCAGUGUGUGCUGGAGAUGGUGAUUGCAGCACCUGACACGCUUUCCAUCAGCCUCUUCUUCAUUGCUUGCUGCCUGAAACAAAACCCAGACAUAGAGUUGCAGCUGGUGGAGGAGAUGAACAAUGUCUUGAAUGAUAAAGAUGCAGAAAACAUCGAUUCAAGUCUGAAAGUGAUGGAGAGUUUCAUCAACGAGUCUUUGAGGUUUCAUCCUGUGGUGGAUUUCACAAUGCGGAAAGCGCUGGAGGAUGAUGACAUCACAGGCACAAAAAUCAAGAAAGGAACCAACAUCAUUCUCAACAUUGGUCUCAUGCACAAGACCGAAUUCUUCCCCAACCUAAAGAGUUCAACCUCAAGAACUUUGAAAAACAGUACCCAGCCGUUACUUACUCCAGCCCUUUGGCUGCGGGCCUCGUUCCUGUGUGGGCAAACACAUCGCCAUGGUGAUGAUGAAGGCCAUCCUGGUCACUCUGCUGUCUCGGUACACUGUGUGUCCUCGCCAAGGCUGCACACUCAACAGCAUCAGGCAGACCAACAACCUGUCACAGCAGCCAGUGGAAGACGAGCGCAGCCUGGCAUGCGCUUCAUCCCACGAACGACAUAAUCUCAGCACAACAAGCUGUGAACAUAAGAGUGUUUUUACACUUUGGAUGAAAACAUCUUGAAAUGGGUGUAACUGCCUUAACGAAGUCCUGAACUAGGAAAUACUAACAUGAAAUUUGCAAUAACAGCACAUGUAUGCAGCUUCAGCAUUGCUAACCUUUAACCUGUUAAUCACAAGUAUAGAUUUCUAGCCUCGUUUUAAAACACCAUAAAGUUGAUGUUUUGACAUUUUACAUGGGUCAUACUGUUAAUAAAGACACUUUUAGAAUGAAAUAAAACCAAAAAUAAAUAAAUCACAUGCAGAGUUAUAAUGGUUAUGUAUUUUCCAUUGGUUUUUAUUUUGUUUUCAGUUAAUUCUCAUCUAAUUUAAUUUUUAUUGUUUAAAUACGCUAUAUGGACAAAAGUGCUGGGCCACCUAUGUUAGAGGAACCGCUCAGCCCUGGAAGCCCGUGCCAUGAAGCUCCCCGCACACAGUUUUUCUGCUGUUAAUGCCAGAGGAGCUUUGGAGCUCUGCAGUUACUGGGUCAGCAGAGCGUUGCUGACUUUUACGCACUACGCUCCUCAGAGCUCGGAAACUCCCACUUUAUCUGGGUUACAUGAUUCCUAAAUGCUUACACUUUGCAAUAAUACAAUAAUUUGCUUUUCUAAUAGUUUUGAUUUGUGUUUAGGGUAAGAUGUAAGGAAUUGAGAACAAUACAAAUACAACACUUUGGGAAGACAGCUGAAACAUCACACAUCAGUCCAUCCU
This is a messenger RNA of Archocentrus centrarchus (flier cichlid), 3377 nucleotides long. RefSeq names its product cytochrome P450, family 19, subfamily A, polypeptide 1b (gene cyp19a1b). Lineage: Eukaryota; Metazoa; Chordata; Actinopteri; Cichliformes; Cichlidae. Gene Ontology annotation, molecular function: heme binding; iron ion binding; aromatase activity. The record is from RefSeq and is a predicted model, not a curated record. Gene Ontology annotation, cellular component: endoplasmic reticulum. Gene Ontology annotation, biological process: response to estradiol; female gonad development.